AUGGAUUACGACUUCUCAAACAAAGUGGUGCUAGUAACUGGCGCGAGUGCCGGUAUAGGUGAGGCUAUAGCUCUCCUGUUCGCUAAACUUGGCGCGAAGCUGUCGCUGGUGGGAAGAAAUGAAGCCAACUUGCGAGCAGUCGCGGCCGAGUGUGAGAAGCAGAAGGGCGUGAAGCCGCUGGCGAUCGUCGCCGACCUGGGGACUGAUGAGGGGGUCCAGAAGACUGCUAAGGAGACUCUUGACCAUUUUAAAAGAUUGGAUGUCCUCGUUAACAAUGCCGCCAUUGGUGUCGCCACAUAUAUCCUGCACGACACAGACAUGCAGUUGUUCGACGAUGUGUUCAGGAUUAACGUGAGAGGAGUGUACCAGCUUACCAAGUUAUUGGCGCCUGCCCUCAUUGAGACCAAAGGCAACAUUGUCAACAUCUCCAGCGUCGUAGCGACUAUGGUGUCUGUCGGUAGCCUGCCGUAUGGCAUGACGAAGGCUGCACUGGAUCACUUCACCCGUUUGGUGUCCCUCGAGCUGGCCCCCAAGGGAGUUAGAGUUAAUUCAAUUAGUCCUGGUAUCACUGUAUCAGAAUUCGUGAAACGAGUUACUGGUUUCUCACAGGACCAAUAUUUGGAGUUUUUGAAAACAUUUAGUAAGAAGAUCCCCAUGGGAGAGCCUUGUGUGGGAGAUGACAUAGCUCGCAUGGUCGUGCACAUCGCCAGUGACCACAGCAGACUGGUCACAGGAACUGUUGUGGAGAUAGACGGAGCCUACAGGUUCAGCGGUCCAACACCACAAUCAGCACUUCAGAAGAAAUGA
Molecule: messenger RNA, 807 nt
Organism: Spodoptera littoralis (African cotton leafworm)
Lineage: Eukaryota; Metazoa; Arthropoda; Insecta; Lepidoptera; Noctuidae
Source: the annotation of a GenBank genome assembly